Molecule: messenger RNA, 912 nt
Organism: Pecten maximus
Lineage: Eukaryota; Metazoa; Mollusca; Bivalvia; Pectinida; Pectinidae
Product: classical arabinogalactan protein 9-like
Exons: 3
Coding region: 1-912 (303 amino acids)
Source: RefSeq, a predicted model, not a curated record
AUGGUCCAGUUACUGAAAAUAAGGAAUGGUGGGAAUCUGGAAUUUUGUGUUCGGGACCACACCUCAUCUAGUGCCACACCUCCAUCUAGUGCCACACCUCCAUCUAGUGCCACACCUCCAUCUAGUGCCACACCUCCAUCUAGUGCCACACCUCCAUAUAGUGCCACACCUCCAUAUAGUGCCACACCUCCAUAUAGUGCCACACCUCCAUAUAGUGCCACACCUCCAUAUAGUGCCACACCUCCAUCUAAUGCCACACCUCCAUCUAGUGCCACACCUCCAUCUAGGACCACACCUCCAUCUAGGACCACACCUCAUCUAGUUGUCACACCUCCAUCUAGUGUCACACCUCCAUCUAGUGCCACACCUCCAUCUAGUGCCACACCUCCAUCUAGUGCCACACCUCCAUCUAGUGCCACACCUCCAUCUAGGACCACACCUCCAUCUAGUGCCACACCUCCAUCUAGUGCCACACCUCCAUCUAGUGCCACACCUCCAUCUAGGACCACACCUCCAUCUAGUGCCACACCUCCAUCUAGGACCACACCUCCAUCUAGUGCCACACCUCCAUCUAGUGCCACACCUCCAUCUAGUGCCACACCUCCAUCUAGUGCCACACCUCCAUCUAGGACCACACCUCAUCUAGUGCCACACCUCCAUCUAAUGCCACACCUCCAUCUAAUGCCACACCUCCAUCUAGUGCCACACCUCCAUCUAGUGCCACACCUCCAUCUAGGACCAUCUAGUGCCACACCUCCAUCUAAUGCUACACUUCCAUCUAAUGCCACACCUCCAUCUAAUGCCACACCUCCAUCUAAUGCCACACCUCCAUCUAGUGACACACCUCCAUCUAGUGACACACCUCCAUCGGCCUCCCAAGAUGCUGUACUCCAUCUGGGGCUACACAACUGA